CUUUUCUUUCCGCCUUAUUGGUAGCACGAGGAGUCAAAAUGCCUCUUCCGCGAGAUUUGUUACACCCGAAUCGUAAAGAAGAACGUAGGAAGCACAAAUUGAAAAGACUAGUGCAAAGCCCUAAUUCCUACUUUAUGGAUGUUAAAUGCCCUGGAUGUUUUAAGAUAACGACGGUAUUUAGCCACGCUCAAACUGUAGUUUUAUGUGUUAGCUGCUCUACCGUUUUAUCGCAGCCAACCGGUGGGCGAUGUAGGCUAACUGAAGGUUGCUCGUUCCGUAGAAAGCAACAUUAGAAUGUACAGAAAGUGAAAUUAGCCCUUGAUAUGGCUGUUGUACACUAUUUUGUUACGAAGCAGCUUUAAUAAAGUUUGCAUUGAAUAUUGUGACUACAAAA
Molecule: messenger RNA, 394 nt
Organism: Trichoplax adhaerens
Lineage: Eukaryota; Metazoa; Placozoa; Uniplacotomia; Trichoplacea; Trichoplacidae
Exons: 4
Coding region: 39-293 (84 amino acids)
Biological process (GO): ribosomal small subunit assembly; translation
Cellular component (GO): cytosolic small ribosomal subunit; ribosome
Molecular function (GO): structural constituent of ribosome; RNA binding
Source: RefSeq, a predicted model, not a curated record